GAGAGAAGAAGAGACUGCGGCAGAGCAGGAGCCAUUGGGGCCAUUGGGGCAGCACAGGGAAUGGCCCAGAGUGUGAUCUAUGCUGACCUGAAGUUCAGCACAGCCCCCGAUGAGGAUGACAGCCCCUAUGAGAAUGUGACCCUGGGGCAGCCAGCUCCAGCAGCACCCAGCACAGGGUGCUGGCUCCGGCGAUGGCGUCUCCCUGUGUGGCUGCUGGCAGCCACCCUGCUGCUGCUGCUGCUGGUGGCCACUGUGGCCCUGGGGGCUUGCUACUGGCAGGUGAGCAGGAUGCAGGACACCUCCCGGGAGCACGUGGCCGAGCAGGGCCGCCUCUCGCAGGAGGUGAGCGACCGGGAGCGGAGCCUGGAGCAGGCGCGGCUGGAGCUGGCGUGGGCCCGAGCGGAGCUGCAGCGAGCGUGGAGCGAGGGGAACGGCAGCCGGGCGGAGCUGGGCAGGCUGGGCUCCGAGCUGGAGCGUGUCACGGGGGUCCUGGGGAGGACGCAGAAGGAGCUGCAGGAGUUGCAGGGGCAGCUCAACAGCACCCAGGACACCGUGAGCAGGCUGCGCGCCUGCGUGAACACAGAUUGCUGCCCCCCAGGCUGGGUGCUCUACAGGAGCAAGUGCCUCUUCAUCUCUGUGGGGCGGGACUCAUGGGUGAGCAGUGACCGGGACUGCAGAGAGAGAUCUUCUCAGCUGCUGGUCCGAGGCGACUGGCCGGCAUUGUCUGUGCCGCAUUUUGUCAAGGCAUCAGGUGCCAUGCACUGGAUUGGAGCAAAACUGCCUUCGGGUAGGAAGGAGAGUGUUGUAUGGAAGGGCAGCAAGGAUUUUGAUAGACAUACUCCAUACUGUGGGGUAACAGUUAAUGGAAACAUAGAUGGUUCCCAAUGUUGGAAAAGGCACUCCUGGAUCUGCGAACAGCUCCCUAAGCUGACCAGCACAUCUGAGAGCCUCCUUCCUCUCCUACUGAAGUAGUGACUGGGCUGUCACCCCGUUCCAUGGCAGAACUAGGGGAGAGGAGCUGGGGGUGCACCCAGAGUUCAUCUCCCCUGUGCACAUGUUGCAUCAACCACAUUGCAAAGCACUGGGAAAGGUUGUCUGUAUUUUAAAGCAAGGCUCAUGGAAAACAGACCUUUCUCCCCUCUCUUGCACUGACAUGUACAUUUGCACCACCUUGCACCAGCUCAUGGUGUGUGGUUGUUCAGCACAGCUGACGGUGACGCCCAGGAG
Molecule: messenger RNA, 1227 nt
Organism: Calypte anna (Anna's hummingbird)
Lineage: Eukaryota; Metazoa; Chordata; Aves; Apodiformes; Trochilidae
Product: B-cell differentiation antigen CD72-like
Cellular component (GO): plasma membrane
Molecular function (GO): transmembrane signaling receptor activity
Source: RefSeq, a predicted model, not a curated record